Messenger RNA from Phytomonas sp. Hart1, 1365 nucleotides. NCBI's taxonomy places the organism in Eukaryota, Euglenozoa, Kinetoplastea, Trypanosomatida, Trypanosomatidae. The record is from the annotation of a GenBank genome assembly.
CCUCCUGUGUAAGGAAUAAAGAAGAUUUUUAUAUAAUUUAGAUAUUUUUUCUAAAUCUUUGAAUAUUUGCAUAUUAUAUAUAUAUAUAUAAUACCUUUUUUGAAAUUACAAAACUUUGACUAAGACCUCAGGGAAGGAGGAGGAUGAUUGACUUUAAUUGCGCUAUUUGUUUAGAUAUUGCAACAGAACCUGUUGUAACACGCUGCGGACACCUUUUUUGCUGGGGUUGUCUUGACCAUUGGCUCAAUAACCCCAAUGGGAUAUUAGAUUGCCCAGUAUGCAAGGGGCGCGUGGAUGAGCGUAUUCCGGGGGAUAUUAUACCUCUGUAUGGGAAAGGCAAACAGGUAGACCAAUACCCAAGGCCACCAUCGCAAAGGCCGGAAUCCCAGGACAACGCCGCUUGUACCGCGACUUAUGACAUUCCUAGUCCGACAGCUUACAGUUUCAACUACGCUGAGCACCCUCUCACUCGGGAGCAGGUGCAUCCUUCUGGAGUCUUUACCAACAACAGGAGCUCUUCCAAUUCUCAAUCUAAUUCAAGCUACACCAAUCGCGCUUCACAUCCUCUCCCUAGUGCGCCGCGGGCCCCACCACCACCACGACGCACACCAUUUGUACAUCCUUUUCAGUACCAUCAGCGGGGUGGUCUUCCGUUAACCGUCGGAAGCUCUUUUUUCUUUCUUGGUGGUAGUUUAUGGAUGACCAUAGCCGUAGGUUUGAUUUGGGGGAUCUAUAACUUUGCGGCGUGGCGUGAUUGGAGUACUGUAAUACAGAAUGCUUAUCAACGAUUAUCUAGGUUAAUCACUCGAGGGGCAGAUGCAAGCAGCAACGUUAGGGAAGAUCAAGGCAACGGUGAUAACACCAACAGUCGGAGUACAGAGGUACCAAGACCAUCUAACAGUGCGUCUUUUGCACAAGAAGGGACAACAGAAGGACAUCAGGAGCAUGUAGUGCAUCUUUCUGAAACCUUGAUCCGUGAUGUUGUGCUUUGGAGUAUUUUUGUUGUAAUAUUGACCAGUAUCAUUUUCUACAUUUAAAUAGAUUAUGAAAAGGAUAACACUAGAGUAGCAAAUUCUGAAGGUGGAUUAUUUGCGUUCACAGUGAAGUCAUCUUCUUCAGAAGCUAAGUUGGGCUAAGCAAAUAUUUUUUGUUCAUCAAAUUUAUUACUAUAUUUUUAUAAACGAUGACAAGCUGACUAAGCGAGGAUGCGAAAAUACAAAUUCGUUAUAGUACAUGAUAGUAUAAUGUAUUUUCAGUUUUUUCCCUUUAAAGUAUUUAGCCCUUCGUUAAAUUUCUAUGCUUAUUUUGAAACCUUUUUUUACUUUUGGUAUAUUAAUUAUAUUAUCCAUCACCAUGAAUAAACCA